This is a messenger RNA of Penicillium verhagenii, 540 nucleotides long. Its product is annotated as acyl-CoA N-acyltransferase. Bases 1 to 540 code for a protein of 179 amino acids. The record is from RefSeq and is a predicted model, not a curated record. Gene Ontology annotation, molecular function: acyltransferase activity, transferring groups other than amino-acyl groups. The transcript has a single exon. NCBI's taxonomy places the organism in Eukaryota, Fungi, Ascomycota, Eurotiomycetes, Eurotiales, Aspergillaceae.
AUGGCCGAUCUCCACUUUCGCAUCGCAACACUAAACGAUGCACCAUCCAUUCAACAACUCGUGCAAUCUGCAUUCCGUGCAGAGGAUUCCCGAAAAGAUUGGACCGCAGAUAUGGAGCUGGGAAAAAGCUUCACAGUCUCCGUCGAGGAGGUGAAAACAGUCAUCACCAACCCCGACAGUGUCAUUCUCCUUGCUUUCACCAAAGAUAAUGAUCAAGAAAUCCUCGUGGCUUCGAUGGAUACUGUCAAGCGCCCGAAUAAUAGUGCGCGCUUUUCGAUGGUUGCUGUGAACCAGAAUUACCAGCAGGCAGGGGUUGGUCGGCGUGCUCUUGCUUACGCGGAAGAAUACUCACAACAGACGUGGGGCGUGACUACGUUGGGGUUGAAUGCGCUUUCAACGCGACAAGAGCUGAUUGCUUGGUACUUGCGUCAAGGGUACCGAAAGACUGGUGAGGAGUCGCCUUUUCCCACGGAGAAAUUUCCUCAUUUGGAUUUGCCGGAGGAUAUGUGUUUUGUGGAGAUGGAGAAGCAGCUGGCUUGA